Molecule: messenger RNA, 696 nt
Organism: Darwinula stevensoni
Lineage: Eukaryota; Metazoa; Arthropoda; Ostracoda; Podocopida; Darwinulidae
Source: the annotation of a GenBank genome assembly
AUGCACCUUAUAGAGGAAGCCAUGGUGGACGUGGAAGUAGGGAAUUCAUGGGGGUAUGUCCACGUCCCGGCCAACUUCUCGGUUGCCCUCAUGGAUCGCUUCCUCUACGCUGCCGAGGCGAGCAACGAGACCAUCGACAUGAGCACCAUCGACGUCCGCCUCGACAUGACCAAUCAGCAGGUGGCAUUCAUCGUGUCCCGGGAGAUCCUAAAGGCGUUCCAUUCGUUCUUCAAGGCCCUGGUUGUUGACUACGGCUACAGCUCAGAGCUGGCCUCCAUCCCGGUCAAGUUCGGGCCGCCGAUUCAUGGGGUCCAGGAGCCGCUGUUUACGGAGUACGUCGCACCGGGGAUCAUGGUCAUGAUUAUAUUCUACAUGGCAUUGGGACUGACAGCGAUGGCAUUCGUCUUGGAGCGUAAACAAGGUCUCCUACAAAGAAGCUACGUCGCCGGCGUGACGAACGUGGAGGUGAUGGUGGCUUACCUGGCCACCCAGAUCCUGGUCAUGACCGUCCAGAUCACCUUCACGCUGGUCUUCCUCCUCGCCGUGUUCCACGUGCCAAAUCGGGGCUCCAUCGAGCUGGUUAUCCUCGUCGCGUUCCUUCAGGGUCUCUGCGGGAUGGCUUUCGUCACUGGAUCCUUGGGAGCGGAGUUCCCUACAAACGCACCGCCGAACCCCAUCCAUCAUCGGGGUUGCUAA